UGACCUUCGAGAAGACGACAACAAUAUUUUCAUAAAAACGCAGUCGUUCAGAGUUUACAAAAUGGCGUUAUCUAAAAAUGUGUCGGGGGUGUUUAUUGUUGCUGCUAAAAGGACGGCAUUUGGAACAUUUGGCGGGAAGUUGAAAGAUCAUUCUGGAAAUAAGUUACAGGAGAUAGCUGCCCUGGCUGCCCUCAAAGAAAGUAAAGUGAACCCGGAGCUUGUUGGUUCUCUGGUGUUUGGAAAUGUUAUACAGACAUCUCAAGAUGCCAUUUACAUGGCCAGGCAUGUUGGUCUGAAAUCAGGCCGUUCUAUGGCAGUACCCGCCCGCGUUAACAGAUUGUGUGGGUCUGGAUUUCAAGCAAUUAUCAAUGGAACUCAGGAGAUUAUAUUAGGUGAAAGUGAUAUAGCUUUAGUUGGUGGAACUGAAAGUAUGAGCCAGGCACCAUAUGCUGUACGCAAUAUAAGAUUUGGUACCCGGUUCGGCCAAGACUUACAGUUGGAGGAUAUCUUAUGGGCUGGUUUGACAGAUUCCUAUACCAAGAUGCCUAUGGCAAUUACAGCAGAAAAUUUAGCCGAGCAGUAUGGCAUCUCGCGUGAAGACUGUGAUAAGUACGCUCUUCAAUCACAGACACGAUGGGGAAAAGCUCAUACUGGUGGUGUCUUCAAUGCUGAGAUAACUCCAGUUGAGGUUAAAGGCAAAAAAGGAAAGGAGAUGUUUGAAAUGGAUGAACACCCUCGACCAAAGACAACUAUUGAAGGUCUAGCCAAGUUACCAGCUAUCUUUAAAAAGGACGGGACUGUUACUGCAGGCAAUGCAUCUGGUGUUUGUGAUGGGGCCGCAGCCCUCGUGUUGGCCAGUGAAGCAGCUGUUUCUAAAAAUAACCUCACACCAUUGGCUAGACUAGUAUCCUAUGGAAUCGCAGGUUGCGACCCCAAGAUAAUGGGCAUCGGACCAGCGCCUGCUGGCAGAGCCGCUCUCGAAGUUGCUGGGCUAGAAUUGAAAGACAUGGAUAUAUGUGAGGUGAAUGAAGCGUUUGCCCCACAGUAUCUGGCUGUAGAGAAGGAACUUGGUUUGAAUCCAGAGAUUACAAAUAUGAAUGGAGGUGCCAUAGCCCUUGGCCACCCCUUGGGUGCUUCUGGGGCAAGAAUCACGGGCCAUCUUGCUCAUGAAUUAAACCGUCAAAAUAAGAAAUAUGCAUUUGGAUCAGCUUGUAUUGGAGGUGGACAGGGGAUUGCUGUGAUUCUUGAGAAAUGCUGAAAAGAUUUAGAAAUGACAUAAUAUAUUGGACCAAGUGCUUUAUACAAUACAAGGGUUCCUUCCCUUCAUUGUACUGUGAUAUAACCAUGACCUCUGUUAUAUGCUUAAAUUUUUUAAAAAUUUUGUGUACUGUGUAGGUCUUCCGAAGUAUAAUUUUGGUUUGCAGUUUUGACUUAAAUAUUUAUUUGUUUAUAGCAACAUACUUCCAGGUUCAUGCAUAUUUUCAUCUAAAUUUUGGAAGUGU
This is a messenger RNA of Ruditapes philippinarum (Manila clam), 1502 nucleotides long. RefSeq names its product 3-ketoacyl-CoA thiolase, mitochondrial-like. The record is from RefSeq and is a predicted model, not a curated record. Lineage: Eukaryota; Metazoa; Mollusca; Bivalvia; Venerida; Veneridae. Gene Ontology annotation, biological process: fatty acid beta-oxidation. Gene Ontology annotation, molecular function: acetyl-CoA C-acetyltransferase activity.